This is a messenger RNA of Acanthocheilonema viteae, 2562 nucleotides long. The record is from the annotation of a GenBank genome assembly. NCBI's taxonomy places the organism in Eukaryota, Metazoa, Nematoda, Chromadorea, Rhabditida, Onchocercidae.
AUGAAAUUUGACGUAGUACUCAGUGGAAAGUAAGACCUACGGCAAGAUUUAGCAAAACAUCCUCCAGAUGUUGAGGAUCGUGAAAAAUUUUCAGUAUGGAUGUGUGGAUUGCAUAAUCGAGUGAAUAAGAAACUUGGUAAACCCGAAUAUGAUUGUACACAGUGGAAAGAACGGUGGCUCAAUGGUUGGAAGGAUGGCUCUUGUGAAUAUUACGCUAUUCUUGGUCCAAAAACUAAAGUGGAAUCGGAAAUGAGAUCGGAAUCCGAAGAUAGUGACGAGUGUAUAAAUGAGGAAAAGGAAGCUUUCAGGGAUAUCGAUGAUUUAAAUACUAAUUUGGCAUCUGAAGAUCACAUUUCCAAUUAUCCGAGUGCGAAUUUAUGUAACGGUAUUUUGAAAAUUGAACAAGAUAAUAAUACGGUAAAAAAAGAUCCACAAAUUGCUUCAAGCAAUAUGGAACCGCAGGAACUGUUUUGUUGCGAUGAAAAAAGUAGUGGUGGCAGUAGCACGGACGAGGAAUUGAAGAAAUGGGCUAUCACUCCGAAGAUUUCAGCAGAUUUUUCAUGUACUGCCUUAACACUUUAUCUUAGAUGCACUGGUCGAUCAAAUGAUUAUUUCAGUUUUGGGGAAGGUCUCUGGACAUUUAUUCAUUCUUCAAUCUUUUCUGAAGAUUACGAGGCAUUUCGUAUCGCAAUUAGGAGAAGAAUAACAGAAACGCUGAAUAUUGCUACAAAUCUAAAAAUCGGGAAUAGAGAGAAAGUUACUUGGAUGAACUCAUCUGAGAAGGAAGAAAAAAGCAUGUCAUCGUCAGCUAAUUGCUCAGAUUUUACUCAAAUGGGUGAGAAGGAUGAUUCGGGGGAACAAUUGGCUGGGGUUCCCGCAAAACUGGGCCGUUUUUGGAAGCUGGAAUCUUCAGCGAGUUCAAUGAUUUCAAAAGACUGGAAGAUGCACCAAAAUCUUUCUACCAAUCAAAGCUUAAUGAUUACAAGAGCCAGCAUGAGAACUGAUCCAAUAAAUUUGAUGUUGCCUCAAUCGCCGAGCAAUAUUUUUCUUCGUAAUGAGACUUCUUCUCCAAUUCCAACUGUACUUUUGGGCGAUUUUGGACUAGCGUGUCUGCACCAAACUAAAAUAGUUUACAAUACUGCAGUUGCUGAAAAUAAAACAACCACUCAUAUCGAAGGUGUUGGUACUUCUGUGUAUGCGGCACCUGAACAGAAAAAUUCCACCGUCUAUGAUAAUGCAGUUGAUAUCUAUAGUGCUGGAAUUGUAUUUUUUGAACUAUGUAUUCCAUUUCAUACGCAAAUGGAGCGAUUAGAAGCUAUUGGAAAGUUGAAAAAAGGAGAAUUGAGCAAGGAAUUCAAAACUUCUUUUUCUGAUGAGGAUGGGCUGAUUGAGGAAAUGUGCAGGGAUAAUCUUGAGAAACGACUUCAUGCUUUUGAAAUUGUCACUAAACUUGGUAAAAUUGGAGAAAAUGUGGAAUCUCUUAAGUACCAUAUCCAAGAACUUGAAAAUGAACUUUCGGUAAACAUCAAAGAGCCACAGCUUUUUUUGAAAAAAAAUACAAAUAUGGAUGUUUUACUUGAUUACUGCCGUAAAGAUGUGAAUAUUAGCAAAUAUGCAACCGAUGAACUAUUGCUCACAAAACAUGUGGAUUUCAUCAAUCUUUAUGUUGAAAAUAAGGGGUCAUAUGAAAAUGUUACUACGGAAUAUCUUCGAAUGAGUGGUAUCUAUUGGUGCUUGCAAGCAAUGGAUAUAAUGGACAAAUUGCGUGAAAUGAAUGCCAACGAGAUUGCUAUUUACGUAAAACAGCAUCAGCAACCAAACGGCGGUUUUGCACCUGCUGAACAACACGAUGACCAUUUACUGCAUACACUGAGUGCUGUACAAAUAAUGAUAAUGCUACGUAAACUGGAUGAAAUUGAUACAGAUGCGGUGGCCCGUUAUGUUACAUCCUUACAAAAUGAAGAUGGAAGUUUUGGCGGCGAUGAGUGGAAUGAGAUUGAUACUCGCUUCUCAUUUUGUGCACUGGCGACGCUUCAUUUGAUUGGAAAAUUAGAAAACUCGAUAAAUAUAGAAAAAGCUAUUGACUUCAUUCUUCUUUGCUAUAAUUUUGAUGGUGGAUUUGGAAGAAGGCCUGGUUCGGAAAGCCAUGCUGGACAGGUGUAUUGUUGUUUGGGAAGUUUGGCGAUAUUAGAUUGCUUGGAAAUGAUCGACGUUCAGCGAACAGCACGAUGGCUGGCCGAAAGGCAAUGUCGAUCAGGUGGUCUGAAUGGUAGACCAGAGAAACUACCAGAUGUUUGCUACUCCUGGUGGGUACUUGCAUCAUUGAAAAUACUUGGACGAUUACACUGGAUUGAUAAUAAGCUGAUGAUAAAAUAUAUAUUGGCAUGUCAGGACAAAGAUGGCGGUUUUGCUGAUAGACCGGGAGAUGUGGCUGAUCCUUUCCAUACUGUUUUUGGGCUAGCAGGAUUAAGCUUACUUGGUGGUCACAGUAAAUUGUUGACAACAGUUGAUCCUGUAUUCUGCAUGGCGAAAAAAUGUCUUGGUAAUUUAUCUGUCUGUUAA